Molecule: messenger RNA, 1363 nt
Organism: Durio zibethinus
Lineage: Eukaryota; Viridiplantae; Streptophyta; Magnoliopsida; Malvales; Malvaceae
Product: F-box/RNI-like superfamily protein
Molecular function (GO): protein binding
Source: RefSeq, a predicted model, not a curated record
CUUCAAAGUAGAUAUUUUCACUGAAACCUAAAGAUCUCAGAUCUGUUUCUUUGUCUUCCUCUUUCAAAUUGUAACUGGAAUGGACUCUCUUCCUGAUGCCAUUGUUCAGUACAUUUUGUCACACUUGAACAAUGCUCGGGAUGUUGCAGUUUGUAAUUGCGUAUCCAAGAGGUGGAAGGAGUCGUUGCCUUACCUUAGAAGUCUCUACUUUCCUCGCAAUUCCUUCGAUAGCCACUCUGGCAGUGAUAGCCCGGACACUAUUGUCUGGAAAGUGCUUUCGACAAUUGCUUGUUUAGAGGAGCUUGUUGUUUACAGUCCAUUCACCAGUGCAGGCCUUUCUUCGUGGCUAUUGCUGGUGCGUUCAUCACUCAAGCAUCUUGAGCUCAGAAUGGAUAAUAUUACUGAUUAUCAGGAAUGUCUUGAUAGCCCUUCCAAAUUGGACUGCAUUAAUGCAGCGAAGAAUUUGGAGUCUUUGAAGCUUUGGGGUGUUCUAAUGGCUAAUCCACCCAAGUGGGAUGUUUUUAAAAACCUUCAAAGCCUGGAAAUCGUUGGAGCAAGAUUGGAGGAUCCUGCAUUGUCUGCUGCGCUUAGUGCAUGCCCUAAUUUGACUAACUUAGUAUUGCUUGGUUGUGAAGGGGUUAGAUCAGUUUCAAUUGAGUUGCCGUACUUAGAGCAGUGUAAGCUGGACUUUUAUGGCUUGGGAAAUUGUUCCCUUUAUCUCACUUGUCCGAAAAUUGAACUCCUUGAGGUGCAAGGUUGUAGUUGGAUUCGAGUUCGUGAGACUACAUGCUUGAGGAACCUUUCAAUUGCCAACAAUGCGGGUAGAGUAUACAUGGUAGACUUUGGGAAGCUUUCAGCACUUGAAUUCUUGUCCAUGAGGGGGGUGCAAUGGUGUUGGGAUGCAAUAAGCAAAAUGCUAGAAUGGUCUAGUGAGGUGAAACAUCUCUACAUGAAGGUUGAAUUCACGGGAGAUUUGGAGUCCCUUUUACCCUUUCCAGAAGUUGACUUUGUUGAAUUUUUUAAUAGCCAUUCCAAGCUGCAAAAGUUUGAUAUUCAUGGAGCCAUGUUUGCUGCUCUCUGCCAGAAAAACAGCCUGAAAAAUGUAGAACCAGGCUUUUCGAUUCCAUGCCUAGAGGAAGUUGUGGUCCAAGUGAGAUCACCACUAAACGCUGAACAGAAAAUUAGCACUCUGGAGUCCCUUCUGAAGUAUGGGAAAAACUUGAAGACAAUGGUAAUAAGGAUUCUUCAAAUGAAAAGCAGCCAUAGCAGCACAGAUGAUUUCUUUGAUGAGAUAUGCAGGCUUAGGUUUAUGAACCGCAAAAUAGUUCGAAUAGAAUAAAGUUGACUACUUGCACUUUCUAAU